AUGUCGUCGGACGAGAUUGUUUGGCAGGUUAUCAACCAGCAAUUCUGUUCCUAUAAACUGAAAACAACCAAAGGCCAAAAUUUCUGCCGAAACGAAUACAAUGUCAGCGGUCUCUGCAACCGUCAGUCUUGCCCGCUGGCCAACUCCCGCUAUGCCACAGUGCGGUCGGAUCCCGAAACUGGCGUGAUGUACCUCUACAUGAAGACCGUGGAACGCGCACAUAUGCCCAGCAAAUGGUGGGAACGGAUAAAGCUGUCGUCGAACUACGCAAAGGCGCUGGAGCAACUUGACGAGCGACUAAUCUACUGGCCCAAGUACCUGGUGCACAAGUGCAAGCAGCGUCUUACGAGACUGACGCAGGUGGCUAUUCGCAUGAAGAAGCUGGCUAAAGAGGAGGAGAGACUGGGGGAGAGGAUUGUGCCGAAGAUGGCGCCUAAGAUUCGGCGGAGAGAGGAAACUCGUGAGCGCAAGGCUGAAUCGGCAGCCAAGGUUGAGCGGGCGAUUGAGAGAGAGCUUAUUGAGAGAUUGCGCAGUGGUGCUUACGGUGAAGCACCGCUGAAUGUGGAGGAGGGUAUCUGGAAGAAGGUUCUUCGCGGCCUGGAGCGCGCGGGUGAGGGUGAGCGUGAUGAGGAUCUUGAUGAUGGAGAGUUGGAAGAUGAGGAGGAGGAAGGUGUUGGUGAGGUUGAGUACGUUAGCGACCUUGAUGAGGAGGAGGAUCUGGAAGAUAUUGAAGAUUGGCUGGGUGCGGACUCGGGAGACUCCAGUGAUGACUAUGAUGACGAGGACGAGGACAGCGACGAGGACAGCGACGAAGAGGAUUCUAGCGAGCACAGCGAAGAUGAGAAGAAGAAGCCCGCGCCUGGCUUUAAGAGGAAGCGUCCUGCUCCCCAGGCUAAACCCCGGAAGAAGGGUCCUCGGAUCGAGAUUGAGUACGAAACCGAGGGCGUUGGCAAGGAGAAUCUCUUCGCAUAA
Molecule: messenger RNA, 972 nt
Organism: Aspergillus nomiae NRRL 13137
Lineage: Eukaryota; Fungi; Ascomycota; Eurotiomycetes; Eurotiales; Aspergillaceae
Product: ribosome biosynthesis protein MAK16
Exons: 2
Coding region: 1-972 (323 amino acids)
Biological process (GO): maturation of 5.8S rRNA; maturation of LSU-rRNA
Cellular component (GO): nucleolus; preribosome, large subunit precursor
Source: RefSeq, a predicted model, not a curated record